This is a messenger RNA of Anguilla anguilla (European eel), 2264 nucleotides long. It is a transcript of the gene rpp40, whose product is annotated as ribonuclease P/MRP 40 subunit. Gene Ontology annotation, biological process: endonucleolytic cleavage in ITS1 to separate SSU-rRNA from 5.8S rRNA and LSU-rRNA from tricistronic rRNA transcript (SSU-rRNA, 5.8S rRNA, LSU-rRNA); tRNA 5'-leader removal; tRNA 3'-end processing. Gene Ontology annotation, cellular component: ribonuclease MRP complex; multimeric ribonuclease P complex. Lineage: Eukaryota; Metazoa; Chordata; Actinopteri; Anguilliformes; Anguillidae. Gene Ontology annotation, molecular function: ribonuclease MRP activity; ribonuclease P activity. Bases 117 to 1202 code for a protein of 361 amino acids. The transcript has 8 exons. The record is from RefSeq and is a predicted model, not a curated record.
UAUACGAAUAGAGGAGAAACAGGAACUGCAAAUACCCGUGAAGAUCUUCAAAUAGUAUUGUCAAACUACUAAGAAAGUAUAGUUAAUUCAUGAGUAGAUAAUUGUCGCUGUCAGCAAUGUUUACGAAUUUAGAGAAAUGUCCAAGGAAUUUACUUAUCUGUGAGAAAUCCAGUUUCUUGAAUGAAAAAUCUCGUCAUGCCACACACGUGGCUAAGCACUUUUUUAACUACAAGGUGUCUGUUUUAAUACCGGAGUGUGGAAUUAUUCCAUCUGGGCUGAGAAGUGUUGUCAGCAGCUUCUCAAAAUAUUAUCUUUUGAAGAAUUUACCUGUGUAUAAACUGCUUGAGGAAGAGUUUCUGGAGAAAGUUGUAAAGAAAGGCUGUCUGUAUGCACUAUCUUACAAGACCAGAAUUGACCAAGACAACACCUUUGCCCUUCUCCCAACUGGACAGGUGAUAUUGUCUGUUGAUAAGGACACAUAUGAGGAGCUGGGUCUUGAAGGCAAGGCCUCACAAUACAACCACAGACAGCCAAUGAGAUAUGUGGUGACCAUUGACCUGACGGAUAAGUCGAUGGCCGCUGGUGGGAAGCGGUACAAACGGGUGAUGUGGGCCUUGCAAGAGAAGGUGCAAUUAACAAGUGAUUUCCUGCUGGCCAGAUAUAGCACAGGGGGUGAUGGUGAGGACUUGCUUCAGUCCUUCUUCUCUCAGUAUAGCUCUAAAGAGCUCAAACCCUCCAUCAGCUCCCAGACCUUUAAGAACCUGCUGUGCCCUUCCCUGGACCCCACUGACUUGCGCGGGGACACUCGAUCAUGUGACCCACAGCAGUUCCUGGAGUGGCUGGGAGCCGUUACCAUGGAUAUAAGUUGUAACAAUGAGGCAGCCAGCUUUGUAUCUGCAUAUUGCUGUCCAGAGCCACAGAGCUCUGUAAGUCAAGCCCUGCUGUGCACCACCACAGGCCUGCUCCUACCAGAGGACAUACACUCCCUGCUAGAGGAGCUGCGGCGGUACUUCGAUGAGCCCAGGUUCACGUCGUGGCUGUCGGUGACGGUGCAUGGUUUUGCAGACAGUCCCGUCUCCUGGGGUGGCACCGAGCAUGGCUUCCACAAGGGUGGGGAGAACUUCUACACUUUUGUACUGUUCAAGAACCAAGACUACUGGCUGCACAUGGCCACUGGGGCUAAUGAUGGUUGCCCUCCCUAAAAUGUACCAUCCAUUAUUUAUGUCAGUGUAUGCCCAUUGCAACAUGCACACUAGCGCAGUUUUUCAGGUCAAUUUCAGUGGAACUCGACAAUUUGACUUUCAGAGACUUGGUGUUGGAACACCAUUUGACAUUUUCCAGAAGUGGUAUUGGUAUUUUUGUUUUCAAUAAAACCUUUUUUUUUUACACCACCAAUAAAUUAAAUUGGUCACCACCAAUAAAUUAAAUUGGUCACCACCAAUAAAUUAAAUUGGUCAAAGUGUAAUUUGAUUUGUGACUACAUUCUGAAUGUUUUCUGGAUUGAAGAAAACUUGAUUUUUUACAUUUAUAUCUCUCACCCAGAACCUAGGGAAAUGCUUAUUUUUUUGGAACAGUUUUGUUUAUAUUUGGUUAAAUUUCCUUCACAUUCCUGUAGAUAUCAAAAAAUUAUAAGCUAUAAGAAAAAAAGGUCUCUCUGACUGCCCCAUGCUCUGAAAUCAGCCACUGAAUUUCACCGUGCCUGAAUCUUAUCAACCAAUCAGGAUAGCUCUCAACCUGUCAAUCAGGUUGUGUGUCCACGGCGCUGUCGGAGCAGGCUACACAGUUAAGAGCAGAGCUAGUUUGGCAGAGAAAAAUCUGCCAAAAUUACCCGUUCCACCUUUGACCGAAACAGAUAUACUGAUAAAAAACCAAGAAAAGAAAGACUGUUGAAGAAAUGAUUAAGACCAAAAAGGAAUUGAACUGAAGUUGACGCUGAGUGUUAGCAGUAUUUCUGAUGGACAGGUAAUUAACUUGCUUGUUCUAUUGCUGUGAGAAUUUUUUACAACCCCGCACUGUAUAGCUGAUGUGUUUAGCACACUGUUUACAUUAUAGCUAUGCUGUACGUUAGGUUACUCAUCUGUAGCUAUCGAGAUAUGUUUAUAGCUACCUAUGCUGUUUAAAUACAAAUAAUUAAAAAUCGUACACUCCAGUUCCAGAUGCAUUUAGAAAUGUUAAUUUGACCGAUGUUUCACCCGUAACUUUGUCUGGGUCUUAUUUAUCGACUGUUGUUAGCCCAUAGCUGUAAAUAAAAAAUAUAUUCUCUA